GUCCAUCUCAUCACCAUGUCAGCACAAGAUCCCAACGCCCCACCGCCAGAAGUUGAAGCCACCCUCUCCCGCCUCUCGCAGUAUCGCAACGUCCGCGGCGUCAUGGUCCUCGCCCGCUCCCAUAUCGUCGGCGACACCCCACACCCCUCUCGGCCAGGCGAUGCUGGUAUAGUCCAGACGACGGGUACGGUCUUUGAAGGGGAAGGAGGAGCAAAGUAUGCUGGAGCUGUGGAGAUGAUCGUGCUCAGUACGGGGGCUGCUAUUGCCGAGUGCGAGGAAGGCGACGAACUCAGACUGAUGAGGAUCAGAACGAAGAGACACGAGCUUAUCAUUACUCCCGAUGAAAAGUAUGUCCUUGUGGGUUCUGCAAGACCCGGGGCAAUGAGCGCCUAUCUCCUCACCCCUACUCCACACUCUUCAUGAUACGACCUUCCACGACCUUUACGAUCCACAUGAAUACCAUCCCUGAUAGCAUAGCAACGCACGCAUCCCACAUGCUACGCUAGUCAACGCAAAAUCACAUCCUCCGCUUCUUUCUCGUACCGACUUCGCCUCCAUCGUCGACAGUGUCCGACACCUCUUCAGCCCACCAUUCAUGACGCCUAUCAUUGCACAAGUCCCUCCCAGACAGUCUCUACGU
Molecule: messenger RNA, 640 nt
Organism: Cryptococcus amylolentus CBS 6039
Lineage: Eukaryota; Fungi; Basidiomycota; Tremellomycetes; Tremellales; Cryptococcaceae
Exons: 3
Coding region: 16-423 (135 amino acids)
Biological process (GO): microtubule-based movement
Cellular component (GO): cytoplasmic dynein complex; cytoplasm
Molecular function (GO): dynein intermediate chain binding
Source: RefSeq, a predicted model, not a curated record